Molecule: messenger RNA, 6637 nt
Organism: Physella acuta
Lineage: Eukaryota; Metazoa; Mollusca; Gastropoda; Physidae
Product: zinc finger protein 271-like
Biological process (GO): regulation of DNA-templated transcription
Molecular function (GO): RNA polymerase II cis-regulatory region sequence-specific DNA binding; DNA-binding transcription factor activity, RNA polymerase II-specific
Source: RefSeq, a predicted model, not a curated record
UAACUCGAGCAAAUUUAGUUCAGUUCUUUUAAUUAUUAACAAAGUUAUUUCAACAAUUGUACAAAUAAACACCAAACUGAGAAAAACGCAAAAAACUAACAAAAAGUUGCAAAAAAUUAAAAUUUAUCGCUGUAUGUCACUAAAAUCGACCACAUUUAUAGCCUGAAGUAUGGUGCUGCUGAAUAUAUUCCUUCUGAGCUUUUUCAGCUGCUAGUUUUCUUUUUUUCUGGCGCUGUUUGUUUUACCUAAAGCUGUAGUAAAGCUGGGUCUUCGACUAUGGUUUCCUUCUUUUGACAGCAAUGCCAUAGCAUGCCUGGGCCCAAAAUUGAAUUAUUCUAUCGCAGAAACAGCAGUAUAUUUUGCAUGGUCUCAUGUCUAAAGCCAAUUAUGAUAAGAUGAUGUCUUUGUUUAUUGUGAAAGGCCUUGUUCUGGAUUCUUUUGCAGUUGUAUGCUUACGGUUUACAACAUUUUUAUUACUGCCACACCAUGCUUGAAGCAAACCCUUUACACUUUUUUCAUCAAUAGUAGCCACUACAUCACAGUGGGCGAGGAAAUAUAUUGAUAACAUCAAGAAGCAAAUCACAUUCGACAAUAAUUCUGCAUGGCUGUGGUUUACAAUUAGCACUACCAGUACUAGAUGUAACAGUGCUUUCUUCUGUCUGUAAAAACUGUGUCUUACAUUGCCGCAGUUUCUUAGUAAAUGUGCAUAUUACAUCUGCACCAGUGCUUGUCUGAAUAGUGCUAGAUUGAGUAGAGGUAGCUGCAAUCAGUUGCAUUCGGACGUGCUCUAGCUUUAGUAAAUUAGUUAGAUGUGUGUAUCUAUUUUUAGCGAGUGUUUUGUUCUACCCAUUAUCGAAAGAGAAACAAAUUAAAUCGUCUCUCUGCUUAUGAUAAUUCACACAAACUAGUCUAAACUGUUAAUAGUAUAUGUAAUUGCAAUAAUUAUAUGUUAAAAUAAUGUAAGUAUUUCAUAGAAGCUUAGAGAAACAAAACUAGAUCAAACUUAGCAACGUGCUGAAACUAAGGGAAUGUUUAUUUCCGAAGCGAAACGACCAAUCGCUAACUAGCUUCCGCAGUUGUAUGCCAAUGAAAAAAUUGAGGUCAAAAAUUUGCAUACCGGAAAAACCCGACUGAGUAAAAUAAACAACUUUAUGACGUAGAAAAAUAAUCACAUUAAAAUAGGUAUUUUGAUUGGUCAUUUAAUUUUAGAACAAAUAAAGAAAGGAGGUCACAGCCUUUCCAUUGAUAUGAAACACAUUAGGUUUCCGCGAAGCCUAAUAGUACUUUUCUAGGUCGAAAAAUUGCUAUUUUUACCAAAAAAUUAAACAAAAGACCCUGUACACACUACAUUGAACCCGGUUUUUCAUAAAUAAAUACUGUUUUUAGGGUCAUAACAAUGCCAUUUUUAGAUUCAACGAUGGUUAUUCUGUAUAGAUCAAGUAAAAGUGGGAAAUCGAUGAUUUAGUGGAUUUAUGACGAAAAGUACACCCGCCCAUGUCCUUAAGCUAUAACACAUUUUUCUUCUUCUUCUUUGUUCUUAAUUAUUAGUGUUGAAGGGGAUCGAGAUUUAUCUGCCAGUGGGUUUGAACUUGAGACUUUGUUCGAAUUUAUCAACCAUGAACUUUUUGCCGACUCGACCACGCCUCCAACACAAUUAAGCGUUACGUGUCAACUGGUUAUGCGCCAUUGAGGCCAUUGACUCCGAUUUCAGCCUGCUUUUCUUUUUGGAUUUGCUUCCAUAGCCUUUGUCCAACCAAGAACAAAGUACAAGGCAGCAGUUGUUUAAUUUUGGAGUUGUCUCUCCUAGAAGGGUGGCUGUCCCCAGCUAACGAGCCUUAUCUGCCUGAGGGUUCGAACUCGAGACUUUUCGGUUUAGCAACCAUGGGCUUUACUGACUCUACCACGCCAACCCCUUAUAACACAUUUGAAAACAACAAAUAAUUAGGCAUAAAUAAGCACACAAAGGCCAACUCGCAAUAAUUUCAAGGAUUAACACAAAUUAAAAAACAAAAUAAUAGAUCAUUGUGGUUUAGGGGCUUUUAGAGUCAUAGUAUAAUCAAAAAGCCAGGUGAAAGAUCCAUAAUGAGACUUAAUUAGCCUAAUUACGCUAGCAAAAUAGGUAAAAAAAAAGUGUCUAGUAAAAAGAACACUUACUUAAGCAGUGACAGAGGAUAGCAAUGACGUCCCUCACAAAAAAAUAUUGUUUACGUGACAUGUGGGUGAUUUUUUUUCUCAAAAUGAGUACAGAAUAUUUACAGUUUUAAUUCAGAAACAGAUCAAUCUAAUAAUACCCUACCUAACAGUGCAAGUUUGGAACCUUACAGAUAGAUAUUUUAAGUUUUUAAGCAACUUAAAACUUUACCCAUGUUUAUGUUUGAUAAAUUUUUUUCUGGCAAAAAUAGCUUUGUCAUCUUCAGGUAGCAUAAAAAUACGCUUAAAAUCUGCCAUUUUUCACGUGAUAAUCAUUUUUUAAAAACCAAAUUCUAAGAAAGUCACUUUACUGUUAAGCAAAAUUUUGAAAAAACGUGUCUGGUUUUGGGCCUUCAAACAAAAUAUGUAGGCCUGCUAUAAUUUUUUUUACACGAUCUAUCUAUAGUUGUUUUUUAAGUUGUAAAAGGUCCUUGAAAUUUUUAAAAAACCUUGAAAUGCAGUGUUUGUGAAAAUUGCUGCUGUCACUGCACUCAUCCUAUUUUCUCCUCCCACCACUUGUAAAAAAAAUCAGCUAUUUGCUUUGGGGGGAGGUGGGGCGCUACAUCUCUGACAUUAGUAUUAGCAUAGUUACUUCUGAAAUCUUCUUCUUCAUAAUGAAAUAUACAUGUCAACUGGUUAUGCGCCAUUGAGGCCAUUGACUCAGAUUUCUUCCUGCUUUUCUUUUUGGAUUUGCUUCCAUAGCUUUUGUCCACCCAAGAACAAACUACAAGGCAGAAGUUGUUUGAUUUUGGAGUAGUCUCUCCUAGAAGAGUGGCUGUCCUCUGCUAACGAGCCUCAUCUGCCAGAGUGUUCAAACUCGAGACAUAUCGGUUUAGCAACCAUGAGCUUUACCGACUCGACCAUACCAACCCCACUUCUGAAGUGAUUUCUUAGUAAAAAUGUUUCUGUAAUCCUGCGAUGUUACUUACGAAUUUCCACAAUAUUUUUUUUUAUGUCAUCGCGCAUAUCAAGGUGGGGGACAUUGGUGGUGAAAUGGUGCAACAUAAGGUUUUAGAUUUUGAUGUGGAAAUUAGCCAUAUACCUGGGUAUGUUGUAAAAGCAGGCAUACGACAGUGUACAUUUGUGUUGUACGCCUACCACUUGUUAUAGUUCAGGCCUGCUAAAAAAAAAUUCUUAGAUAUUUCUACACAUUUCUGUAUUACCAACAGUAGAAAAAGUGACCACUGCCACUACAGAGUUGUUUGUAUUGUGGUUUACAUGCAUGGGGGUAGGCCUAGAGAUUGUACUAACAUUUUAAACUAAUUAUGUUGUAUUAUAUAUUGGAUAUAUUUUUUAAUAGACUGAUAAACCUAAUAGUUCUUCAAUCUUCAAUUCAUUUUUCUACUUCCCGGGCUAAUAUUUUAAAAGUUCUAUCAUUUUUAAUGGUACCAACUUUUAAAUAUACCUUCCUUCUUCAAAGCAAAUUUUAAAAUGUUUUUCUGGCAUAUUUUGCCCUGCCACCUAUAGCUUGUUUGUAUACCGUGAAAAACCAACAUUUUUGCUCUUGGUAAACGUUUUAAAAACUAAUUGUAAGAAGGUCACUGGAGCUAAGAUGAAAAAAUCUUUGAAAGUCAUGCAUCUGGUGUGGACAUCAUAUUGAUGUUAGCAACGAUCCACACCUCCAAGUUUAUUUAUAAGAAGCAGCAUGGGAGAGGCAACUGCUGAUUUAGAUUUACAGUCUGAUGAGUUUAAAGAAUUUUCAAAUUCUGAAGAUGUGAAGCCACUUCUAUCUACAGUAUUUUCAUCUUCUUCUGGCAUAAAAACAGAAUUAUCAUUUUUAACUUUCCCUGAUAUCAAACCAAACUUGACAUUUAUAGCUUCACAGGAUGAUAAAACCGUUGUUACGCCAGAUUUUUCAUCUUCUACAGACACAAAGUCAGAAUGUACAUCAUUUUCCUCUUUUGAUGAUGUAAAACACCAUAUGACAUUUCUAACAUCUCAGGAUAAAACAACAGGAUUUUUAAUUUUUAAAGAUAUGGAACCUGCUGUAUCAGCAGUAUGUACAAGAUCUGAAGAUAUAAAACCAGAAUUAGAAACUUUAUCAACCAACACAGAAUUAGAAAUUGUAUCAACUACUGAAGAUAUAAAUCCAGAAUUAGAAAAUAAAUCAACUAGUGAAGAUCUAAAACGAGAAUUAGAAACUUUAUCAACUAGCGAAGAUAUAAUACCAGAAUUAGAAACUUUAUCAACCAACAAAGAUUUAAAACCAGAUUUAUGGACAAAAUUUUUAGAUUCUGAGGACAAACAACAAAAUGGACUUGAAGAAAAGCUAAAACUCCCUGAAGAUGAAACAUAUCUGUCUGUUGAUCCUCAUAAUUGUCAUGAACAGUUUUUUCAAAGAUCUAACUUGAAUAAACAAGCUCAAGUAGGGGAGAGGCCACUUGAAUGUGAUGCUUGCCAUAAAAGGUUUUCAGAUAGUUCUAGGUUAAAUGAACAUAAAAAAGUUCAUUCAGGAGAUAAGCCAUAUGAAUGUGAUGUUUGUCAUAAAAAGUUUUCUAAGAGUUAUUAUUUAUAUAGACACAAAACAGUUCAUUCAGGAGAUAAACCAUUUGAAUGUGUUGUUUGUCAUAAAAGGUUUUCAUAUAGUUCUAGGUUAAAUGAACAUAAAAAAGUUCAUUCAGGAGAUAAGCCAUAUGAAUGUGAUGUUUGUCAUAAAAAGUUUUCUAAGAGUUCUAAUUUAUAUAGACACAAAACAGUUCAUUCAGGAGAUAAACCAUUUGAAUGUGAUGUUUGUCACAAAAGGUUUUCAUAUAGUCCUAUUUUAUAUGAACACAAAAGCGUUCAUUCAGAAGAUAAACCAUAUGAAUGUGAUGUUUGUCAUAAAAAGUUUUCACAUAGUGCUAAUUUAUAUGCACACAAACAAGUUCAUUCAGAAGAUAAACAAUUUGAAUGUGAUGUUUGUCAUAAAAAGUUUUCUCAGAGUUCUAGUUUAUAUAGACACAAAAGAGUUCAUUCAGGAGAUAAACCAUUUGAAUGUGAUGUUUGUCAUAAAAAGUUUUCUAAGAGUUAUUAUUUAUAUAGACACAAAAGAGUUCAUUCAGAAGAUAAACCAUUUGAAUGUGAUGUUUGUCAUAAAAAGUUUUCAUAUAGUGUUAAUUUAUAUACACACAAAAGAGUUCAUUCAGGAGAUAAACCAUUUGAAUGUGAUGUUUGUCAUAAAAAGUUUUCUCAUAGUUCUAAUUUAAGGACACAUAGAAAAGUUCAUACUGGAGAUAAACCAUUUGAAUGUGAUGUUUGUCAUAAAAAGUUUUCAUAUAGUGUUAAUUUAUAUGAACACAAACAAGUUCAUUCAGAAGAUAAACCAUUUGAAUGUGAUGUUUGUCAUAAAAAGUUUUCAUAUAGUGCUAAUUUAUAUGAACACAAACAAGUUCAUUCAGAAGAUAAACCAUUUGAAUGUGAUGUUUGUCAUAAAAAGUUUUCAUAUAGUGUUAAUUUAUAUGAACACAAACAAGUUCAUUCAGAAGAUAAACCAUUUGAAUGUGAUGUUUGUCAUAAAAAGUUUUCAUAUAGUGCUAAUUUAUAUGAACACAAACAAGUUCAUUCAGAAGAUAAACCAUUUGAAUGUGAUGUUUGUCAUAAAAAGUUUUCUUGGAGUACUAGUUUAUAUAAACACAAAAGAGUUCAUUCAGAAGAUAAACUAUUUGAAUGUGAUGUUUGUCAUAAAAAGUUUUCUCGGAGUUCUAGUUUAUAUAGACACAAAAGAGUUCAUUCAGGAGAUAAACCAUUUGAAUGUGAUGUUUGUCAUAAAAAGUUUUCUCAGAGUUCUAGUUUAAAUACACACAAAAAAGUUCAUUCAGAAGAUAAACCAUUUGAAUGUGAUGUUUGUCAUAAAAAGUUUACAUAUAGUUGUAAUUUAUAUACACACAAAAGAGUUCAUUCAGGAGAUAAACCAUUUGAAUGUGAUGUUUGUCAUAAAAAGUUUUCUCAGAGUUCUAGUUUAAAUACACACAAAAAAGUUCAUUUAGAAGAUAAACCAUUUGAAUGUGAUGUUUGUCAUAAAAAGUUUUCUCUGAGUUCUAAUUUAAGGAAACAUAGAAAAGUUCAUACUGGAGAUAAGCCAGAUGAAUGUGUUGAUUGCCAUAAAUAUGUUUCUAAAAUAAAGCGGCUCCCGACAUAUUGGCUCCCGAUAUAAGUGCUCAAGACAAAAUAAAUGCAUUAACUGGGUGUUUACCAAGUUUUAUUUUUAGUGUAAAAUUAAUGUUGUAUUUGUUUAGAUGUUAAUUAGUUUUGCUCAGCUCUAUUAGACUCCUUUGUCACCACGCAAAGGUGCACGGAUUUGAGAGAAUAAUGGUCAAUACCAUCUUACCAUGUAUUAAGAAUUCGAGGGAUGUUUCCUUGAUUAUGAAAACUGGCUAGGUCUUAUUUGUAUCCUUUUGUUUUUUGCUUGUGUAAAAUACAUUUUUGUGAAGUAGGAUGAAGUUAAAUAAAUGCAUUAACUGGGUGUUUA